AUGUAUCACUUCAAGAUGGAAGCUGCAUUGGCUAUUGCCGCCUGGGCUUUCAGCUCGGUCGGCCAGGACCUGCCCCUCGCUCGGAGUCGACUCCCUGGUCUUCACUCCAGGGGCAAUUAUGAUAUGACCGACCUCCAGGCCAAGCUUUCAAGUAACGCCAAAAUUUACUACCCCAACUCGACAGAGUUUGUGGAUGCCUCAGCCCGGUGGUCGCUCUUGGAUAAACCCAAGGUGAAUGUGGUCGUUGUGCCUGGCACCGAGAAUGACGUUGCCGAGACCGUGCAAUUCGCGAACAAGCGGGACUUGCCAUUCCUUGCAUAUACCGGCGCUCAUGGAUCCCUUACCACGCUGGGCAAGAUGGACCAGGGAAUCGAGAUUUACAUGACUCAGCUUGACACCGUUACCGUUGCUGGAGACGGACAGACAGCAACCAUUGGUGGCGGAGCCAUGUCGAAGGCUGUUGUGGACUCUCUUUGGAAUGCAGGAAAGCAAGCCGUGACUGGAACAUGUGAGUGUGUCGGCAUUCUUGGACCUGGUCUCGGUGGAGGUCAUGGCUGGCUCCAAGGUCACCAUGGACUGGUCUCUGAUCAGUUUGUCUCAAUGAACGUCGUCCUUGCCAACGGAACCUUGACGACAAUUGAUGCAAACUCCGACCUUUGGUGGGCGAUGAAGGGCGCUGGCCACAACUUUGGUAUCGUUACUUCCCUGACUACCAAGGUCUUUGACAUUCAGUAUCGCGACUGGGCCAUUGAAACUCUCACUUUCAGCGGUGAUAAGGUUGGGGCUGUGUACCAGGCUGCCAACGACUAUCUGUUGAAGAACGGCACACAGCCAGAAGGCUUGAUCAACUGGUCCUACUGGCUUAACAACCCAGGCGCUGACCCCAACAACCCGGUCAUCAUCUUCUACAUCAUCCAAGAAGGUGUCACUACCGUCGACUCAGCUUACACCCAGCCUUUCCAUGCUAUCGGUCCUAUCUCGAUCGAACCCAUGUCAGGCACCUAUACCGAUCUGGCUGGUUGGACUGGAAUCGCCGAUUCAUCGCCCCCUUGCCAAAAGGGUGCCCUUGCAAACCCCCGCUUCCCCAUCUACCUCCAGUCAUACAAUGUAGAUGCCCAAAAGAAAGCGUACGGGGUUUUCGCAAAUGCCGUCCGCGGAACCUCGGAAUUCAACAACUCCAUUUUCAUGUUCGAGGGCUACUCCAUGGAGGGCGUGCAGGCAAUCCCUUACGACUCUAGCGCUUUUGCAUUCCGGAGUGAGAACAUUCUUGCCGCUCCGCUCAUAAAUUACUUGCCUGCUGGCUCCGAUCUGGACACCCAAGUCGCCAACUUGGGCAACCAGAUUCGUGAUAUUCUUCGGGAUGGUACUGGCCAAAACGACUUCCGGGCCUAUGUCAACUAUGCCUACGGUGAUGAAUCACUCCAGGAGCUGUACGGAAGUGAGAGCUGGCGCCAGAGUCGUCUGAAGGCUUUGAAGCAGAAGUAUGAUCCCACUGGCAAGUUUAGCUUCUACGCACCUAUUCCGUCAAGCUAG
Messenger RNA from Penicillium daleae, 1533 nucleotides. Its product is annotated as putative FAD-dependent oxygenase. Bases 1 to 1533 code for a protein of 510 amino acids. NCBI's taxonomy places the organism in Eukaryota, Fungi, Ascomycota, Eurotiomycetes, Eurotiales, Aspergillaceae. The transcript is spliced from 4 exons. The record is from RefSeq and is a predicted model, not a curated record. Gene Ontology annotation, molecular function: oxidoreductase activity; FAD binding.